UGACCGUUAGAACAGGCUGAUGUUAGCCUGGGGCCGAUGUUCCCGCCACCAUCCCCACCCACUGUGCCUUAUGGUCAGGGGAGGGCUGGGAGACAUCUCUGCUGCCUGGAUGGGGAAACUGAGGCCCAGAGUUUAUUGGAGAUUGAUGAAGCUGCUGAAAAACAUGUGGGGUGUCUCGGAUUGGACUGCACUCAUCUCUGGUGUCGUCUGUGGUCAUCUGGUCCUCACCAUGUGGACCUUGCGAGUACCCCCUCCACGCCCAGUCCUGCCGUUCCUCCUGCUGUUGCUCCUGGGGGUUACCCAUGGCCUUUUCCCGGAAGAACCACCUCCACUCAGCGUGGCUCCCAGGGACUACCUGAGCCACUACCCGGUGUUCGUGGGCAGCGGGCCUGGUCGUCUGACCCCUGUAGAGGGUGCUGAGGACCUCAACAUCCAGAGAGUGCUACGUGUUAACAGGACACUGUUCAUUGGGGACAGAGACAACCUGUACCAAGUAGAACUGGAGCCGUCCACAUCCACGGAGCUGCGGUAUCAGAGGAAGCUUACCUGGCGCUCCAACCCCAGUGACAUCGAUGUGUGUCGGAUGAAGGGCAAGCAAGAGGGUGAGUGUCGGAACUUUGUCAAGGUGCUCCUGCUUCGUGAUGAGUCCACGCUCUUCGUGUGCGGCUCCAACGCGUUCAAUCCCAUCUGUGCCAAUUACAGUAUGGACACGCUGCAGCUUCUUGGGGACAGCAUCAGCGGUAUGGCCCGCUGCCCCUAUGACCCCAAGCACGCCAAUGUGGCCCUCUUCUCAGAUGGGAUGCUCUUCACAGCCACGGUGACUGACUUCCUAGCCAUCGAUGCUGUUAUCUACCGCAGCCUUGGGGACCGGCCCACACUGCGCACAGUAAAGCAUGACUCUAAGUGGUUUAAAGAGCCAUACUUUGUGCAUGCGGUGGAGUGGGGAAGCCACGUCUACUUCUUCUUCCGGGAGAUCGCCAUGGAGUUUAACUAUCUGGAAAAGGUGGUGGUGUCCCGCGUGGCCCGUGUGUGCAAGAAUGAUGUGGGUGGCUCCCCACGUGUGCUGGAGAAGCAGUGGACUUCCUUCCUGAAGGCCCGGCUCAACUGCUCAGUGCCUGGGGACUCACACUUCUACUUCAAUGUGCUGCAGGCUGUGACUGGUGUGGUGAGCCUGGGCGGUCGUCCGGUGAUCCUCGCUGUCUUCUCAACCCCUAGCAACAGAAUGGCUUGUGUUGCUCAGAUGAGAGAAAGAGCAGGGGACCCAAAGAUGGCACCACCCCCGCCCAGCUCAGCCUGUGUCGCCCUCCACAGCAUCCCUGGCUCAGCUGUCUGCGCCUUUGACAUGAACCAAGUGGCUGCUGUGUUUGAAGGUCGCUUCCGGGAGCAGAAGUCACCUGAGUCAAUCUGGACACCAGUGCCUGAAGACCAAGUGCCACGGCCCAGGCCCGGGUGCUGUGCAGCACCUGGCAUGCAGUACAACGCAUCCAAUGCCCUCCCUGAUGAGAUCCUCAACUUUGUAAAGACCCACCCACUGAUGGACGAGGCAGUACCCUCCCUGGGCCACUCGCCGUGGAUCGUGAGAACCCUGAUGCGGCACCAGCUGACCCGAGUGGCUGUGGAUGUGGGUGCGGGUCCAUGGGGCAAUCAAACAAUAGUCUUCCUUGGCUCCGAGGUUGGCACAGUCCUCAAAUUCCUUGUGAAGCCCAACACCAGUGUCUCAGGGACCAUGGGGCCCAGCAUCUUUCUGGAGGAGUUUGAGACCUACCGGCCAGACAGGUGUGGACGACCUAGCAGUGCUGGUGAGUGGGGGCAGCGACUUCUGAGCCUGGAGCUGGAUGCAGCCUCAGGUGGCCUGCUGGCAGCCUUCCCCCGCUGUGUGGUUCGAGUUCCUGUUGCCCGUUGCCAGCUGUACUCGGGGUGCAUGAAGAACUGUAUUGGCAGCCAGGAUCCAUACUGCGGGUGGGCCCCUGAUGGCUCCUGCAUCUUCCUCAGACCAGGAACCAGUGCCACGUUUGAGCAAGAUGUGUCCGGGGCCAGCACCUCUGGCUUAGGUGACUGCACUGGACUCUUACGCGCCAGCCUCUCAGAUGACCGCGCAGGGCUGGUGUCGGUGAACCUGCUGGUGACGUCCUCAGUGGCCGCGUUUGUUGUGGGUGCCGUAGUGUCCGGCUUCAGCGUGGGCUGGUUCGUGGGUCUCCGCGAGCGGCGAGAGCUGGCCCGGCGCAAGGACAAGGAGGCCAUCCUGGCGCACGGCGGCAGCGAGGCAGUUCUGAGCGUGAGCCGACUAGGCGAGCGCAGGGGGACCGGGCCCGGGGGUCGUGGAGGAGCCGGCGGCGGUCCCGGAGGUCCCCCGGAGGCCCUGCUGGCCCCGCUCAUGCAGAAUGGCUGGACAAAGGCGGCACUGCUCCAUGGUGGCCCUCACGACCUGGACUCGGGGCUGCUGCCCACCCCAGAGCAGACGCCUCUACCCCAGAAACGCCUGCCCACGACACACCCACACACCCACGCCCUGGGGCCGCGAGCCUGGGACCACAGCCACGCGCUGCUGUCCGCCUCAGCCUCCACCUCCUUGCUCCUACUGGCGCCCGCCCGCGCCCCCGAGCAGCCCCCGGUGCCGGCCGAGCAGGGCCCGGAAUCUCGCCUCUGCGCCCCCAGAUCCUGCCGGGCCUCUCACCCAGGCGACUUCCCGCUCACGCCCCACGCCAGCCCGGACCGCCGGCGGGUGGUGUCCGCACCCACGGGCCCCUUGGACCCUUCGGUGGGCGACGGCCUGCCCGGGCCUUGGAGCCCACCUGCAACCAGCAGCCUGCGGAGGCCAGGUCCCCACGGGCCUCCCACAGCCGCUCUGCGGCGCACACACACAUUCAACAGUGGCGAGGCUCGGCCCGGGGGCCAUCGUCCUCGUCGCCACCCACCCGCGGACUCUACACACUUGCUGCCCUGCGGGACGGGCGAGCGGACUGCACCCCCGGUACCCUAGGCCAGGCGGAUGCCUCGACGGUGCCAACCACAGCGACCCGGGCGCCCACCCAGGUCACCGAGCCCUACUGGCUCCGAGUGGGGCGCGUUUGUUCCUCAUCUACGCGCGUGGGGAUCCCCUCGCCCCAGGGAAGCACAAGAACCCCCUCCAUCCCGGAGGAUGCAGGACAUGAAGCCCCGGGGUGGGCGGGAGGAGGCUGACCUUUUACCUGCGCAUAGACUUUGAUUUUUGUUUGAGUUUUUUUUUUUCUAAGAAAUUGCACAGCCCCAUUCUUACUUGGGGUGGCGGCCGGGGUGGGGGGUGAGGACUUGGGGUGAGGGGAGGCAGAGCUGCAGACAUGAGCCUUCCCGCCUCAACACAUCCUCUGUAGAAGGGACCCCCUCCCCGCUCCUGGGCCCCUGCGUGUGCGGGUGUGUGUCCGUGUGCAUGGCCUGUUUGUGUGCAAUAGCCCAGGACAGAAGUGUGUGCGUGUGCGUGUGCGUGUGCGUGCGUGUGUGUGUGUGUGUGUGUGUGUGACAGGGCCACCAUGGGUGCGUGCUUGUGAGACUCAGAAUGUGGGUGGUGGCACCCUCAGAGACCCUGGCAUUGGCUGAGCCAAUGUUGGGACUUCUGAAAAGAAGCCCAGGGGAUGGGGCCUUCGAGGUGCCGGUUUGGAGUUCAAAUCCUGCUCCUGCAGAGGGGACCUGGGGGUCCAGGCUGGGAGAUGGGGGAACCUGCUUCUAAAGGGCUUGUGGGGGUUUUGGGAGGGUGGAGGUGGGCAGACGCCCCUGUAAAUACAACCCUGGGGUGGUCAGAGAGGCCCAUGCCACCCGUCCCCACUUGUGACAUCCCCUUUGACCACCAGCUGACCAUGCAUGCCACGUGGCCAGCUGAGUUCAGGACCCUCCCCAGUCCUAUCCCCAUCAAUAAAACUCUGUUUACAUCCACCGGC
Messenger RNA from Mastomys coucha (southern multimammate mouse), 3911 nucleotides. It is a transcript of the gene Sema6b, whose product is annotated as semaphorin 6B. Bases 20 to 2980 code for a protein of 986 amino acids. Gene Ontology annotation, biological process: axon guidance; semaphorin-plexin signaling pathway; neural crest cell migration. Lineage: Eukaryota; Metazoa; Chordata; Mammalia; Rodentia; Muridae. The transcript is spliced from 17 exons. Gene Ontology annotation, molecular function: semaphorin receptor binding; chemorepellent activity. The record is from RefSeq and is a predicted model, not a curated record.